CUGGUAACACAUCCUGCACACCCUGUUUGCCAGAAUACGCUCGCAGCAUUCUUUAAAAGGCGCCGUCUCGCCGUCCGUGCUGGGUAUGUUCGUCGUGCUUCUCUUCCUUGCCACUUUUCUCUUAAACCUAUGUUCUGACCUCCCGUUACCGGCGCAGAUAGCUAGUUAGGAAUCAACCUAAAACCCCUGAACUCUCCUUGGGAACGCCUCUCUCCCAUCGCUAUUGGCUCACCCAGCAAAUGAGUUGCGGGUGAAUGAGCCGCCGAUAACGCUAUCUACGGGCUCUCUGUCUGGCUCCCUUUUAUCUUAUCAGCGCAUUCCGCCAUUUUGAGUCAGAAAGUCAAUCCGCCAUGAGCAAAGGGGGGGAUAUCAUCAUGGCGGGCGCCGUCGAGGAUUCCUGUCCUCCUUCUGUUCUCCCAUCACAGUCAACAUCGUCGUCGACUAGCAGGAGACAACAGAGCAACAUGAGCCUUUCUCAGACCUACUUUCUUGCCCAGGUGGCCCGCCACAAGCUGAUGAACGCUGCUCGACAGCCUGAUAGAAACCUCAGGGUCCUCACCGCACAUGCAAACAUGUUAGAUGGCCUCAUGGCAGACCUGGCUGAGGCAGAGAACGAGCAAGAAGACUGGUUCAAUCAGGCUGUCAGCUAUGCUAAUGCCGGAAAUGCUGUAACGAACUUCAACAACGACAACAUUCAUGAUACACUCGGGAAUCCUACCUCCGAUUUCGACUUUGACAGUGAAGAUGAUGACGACGUUUAUGACGAAUUUGACGACGAUGACGAUUACGACGAGUGCGGGUCAGACUGCAGCUGCAGCUCUGGAUCUGGAUCAGACAGCGGAGAGGACAUCGUUUUCAUGUUAGAUGCCCACAACCGUGCUAUCCAGAGAAAGCGCUCUAUUUCAACACUAUACAACGAACUAAAUUCUACCCGCUCCGAUGCAGAACAAGAAGAAGAGACAGAUUUUAAUUACUAUAAUAGAGACAAUAUCCAGCAGCCACCUGAACUUCUUCAUGAUCCGGACGAAGAAUCAGACGACGACAGCCAGCCUUCGUCUCCAAGACGGAAUAGCUUUGACUUCUUUGCUGCAUCUUCCCCCACUAUAGAGGAAACCCUGACGAGCUCAGAAGUAGAAAAGGGGGCCGAAAUCGCUCAGAGUGACGAUAAUGAUGAAGAUGUACCACUUCUCGGAUACUGUUUUUCUCGCUCUUCGGUGUUGCAUGGUUAGGUGCUAUGCUUCUUAUUCUUGCUACUUUGUCCUACUCCUCGCUGGUUGGGGGCUGGCGGUUUUGGUUGGGAAC
Molecule: messenger RNA, 1302 nt
Organism: Trichophyton rubrum CBS 118892
Lineage: Eukaryota; Fungi; Ascomycota; Eurotiomycetes; Onygenales; Arthrodermataceae
Exons: 1
Coding region: 351-1229 (292 amino acids)
Source: RefSeq, a predicted model, not a curated record